Messenger RNA from Protopolystoma xenopodis, 378 nucleotides. The record is from the annotation of a GenBank genome assembly. NCBI's taxonomy places the organism in Eukaryota, Metazoa, Platyhelminthes, Monogenea, Polystomatidea, Polystomatidae.
AUGACACGUCUUCUCGACCAUUUAAUCACCACCUCUGCCGCCGCCGCCGCCGCCGCCACCACCGCCGCCACCGCUACCGAUCGAUCGAUCACGUCGGCGUGGAGACACGUACACUCUGUAGCACCGGGAGCAGGAGGUGGAGAGACAGCUUCACCUGCGGUCUUGGCCAAUCACGGUGCGCUGGAGGAAAUGGGCGCGCUCGGUUUAAAGUCAAUUUACGAAUGCGAACCAAUCAGUUUUGCCUAUUCUCACCGCCACCACCACCACGACCACAAAAGUCCUCCAAUCACUGCAUACGCCACACGUGCCCCAUUCGCCGGAAAAAUGGGUCCCAACGCCAGUCUCGGCUGUCGCCGUCGAAUCGUGUCGUUCGGUUAA